UUUCGUCCGUGAAUACCUAAUCAGUUCGAUCGAUAGGCGUAGGCGGUCGUAUCUAUUAUUACUCGCCUAGUAGGUAUUAGCCUCAUAAUAUAAAAUACUUUUAUAUUAUUAUAUUAACAACCAGUUGCCGCGGCAGACAUACGGAGAUAGAGACGUAAACCAUUUAAUUUCAACGAAAAUGGACAAAUGGGUAGGAAAAGUCGCCGUGGUCACGGGUGCGUCUUCAGGAAUCGGAGAGGCAACUUGCAGGCGACUGGUUGACAGCGGAAUGAUUGUCGUCGGCUUUGCCAGGAGAGAAGACAGACUCGAGGAGUUACGAAAAGAGUUGAUCGGAAAACCGGGUGAAUUUCAUUACUACAAAGUUGAUUUGUGUUCGGAACAAAACAUCCAAGAAGCUUUCUCAUGGGUAAAGAGCACGUUGAAAUCGGUCGACGUAUUAGUAAACAACGCUGGAGUUUUGAAAAGUAGUGAUGUCUUAGGAAACCCACAAGACUGGAAACUGAUGUUUGACACCAACGUGUUAGGACCUAGCAUUUGCAGUAAAGAAGCCGUGAAUAUCAUGAAGGAGUUGAAAAUCAACGGUCAUAUAGUAAAUAUAAAUAGUGACGGUGGCCAUUAUCCACCAACGUUAAUGUCCAACGUGUCUGUCUACUGUGCAACCAAGUUUAGUGGCGUUUCAAUAACUGAGAGCUUACGAGAACUUUUGGCCUUACACAACCUACCAAUCAGAGUCACUAGUAUCAGUCCGGGAUUAGUAAAUACCGAAAUGGUUGAAAAUCAUGCUUCCGGUGCACCAGUAUUGAAACCUUCAAAUAUAGCUGAUGCAAUUGUAUACGCUUUGGCCACACCACAAUACGUUAACAUUUCUGAAAUUAUUAUUCGGCCAACAAGCGAGACAAUGUUACCGUUUAUUAAGGACGCGUGUGAAGAAUUAAAUAUUAAAUUGUAGUUAUUCAAGACGCAUAUUCUCUAGUUGAUAUAUUUAAUGAAUGCGGUGUGUUUUAUGUAGUUGGUGUAUUUUUGAUUAUUUUUGAAUUGUAUUAAAUGAUUAAGUUUGUAGUCAUUUUUCACUACGUAUCUAGCUACCUAAUAUCUACGAUUAAGUAAUAACUAUUUUUAGAUACAUUCAAUUAAAUAAAAAAGCGGGUAAGUGGA
This is a messenger RNA of Myzus persicae (green peach aphid), 1155 nucleotides long. Its product is annotated as farnesol dehydrogenase-like. The record is from RefSeq and is a predicted model, not a curated record. Lineage: Eukaryota; Metazoa; Arthropoda; Insecta; Hemiptera; Aphididae. The coding region runs from base 179 to 949 and encodes 256 amino acids. The transcript is spliced from 6 exons.